UCGUUCAUUCGUGAUUUGGUGUAGCUAGAAGUUGGUCGUGUGAGUUGUUGCGCUCCGGCCGGUAAUAAUUGGUCACCAUUUUGAAUUUUCUUCAAUUUAGCUUGUUCACUACUGCAAAAGUGAAAAAUCUGUUUACGCUAGAAAACCGCAUUAGACAGUGAAAAACAAGUGCUUAAUCAAGUCGCUUACUACAGUAGGAAAUGGUUGGCUCUCGUGUUUACGUUGGAGGAUUACCUUACGGUGUCCGAGAACGGGAUUUGGAAAGGUUCUUCAAGGGCUACGGCCGGACUCGCGAUAUUUUGAUUAAGAAUGGAUACGGAUUUGUGGAAUUCGAGGAUUAUCGCGACGCUGAUGAUGCCGUUUAUGAAUUAAAUGGGAAGGAGCUAUUGGGAGAAAGGUCUGAUCGAAACCGAGAUAGGCCACUACAAAAAACAAGGGUGGUAGUGGAGCCAGCCAGAGGAACGGCACGCGGACCCGGUGGUCGUCGUGAGCAUGAUCGUUACGAUCGAUAUGAUCGACGAGGCGGCGGACGCUAUGACAAAAAUAGUAGCAAUUCCAGAAAUAGUUCGCGAUAUGGACCACCACUGAGGACCGAGUAUCGGCUGAUUGUGGAAAAUCUUUCGUCGCGUGUUAGCUGGCAGGACCUGAAAGACUACAUGCGUCAGGCAGGAGAAGUCACAUACGCUGAUGCACACAAGCAGCGCAAGAAUGAAGGUGUCGUGGAAUUUGCUUCAAGUUCCGAUAUGAAGACCGCCAUCGAGAAACUGGAUGAUACGGAACUGAACGGACGUCGUAUUCGAUUAGUAGAGGAUCGUAAUGGACGCAAUGGUCGAAAUGGACGUGGGCGAUCACGAUCGUCGAGCAGUCGAUCUCGAUCACGCUCCCGUCGUCGCUCUCGUUCACGUUCCAGAUCCCGACGUUCAUCGCGCAGUCGUUCCAAGUCCCGCAGCCGGUCAAAGUCGAAGAACGGAUCGAAAUCCCCUGAGAAAUCCCGUUCAAGAUCCCGCUCUCGUUCGAACAAAUCCCGCGAACGUGACUCAAAGUCAAAAUCGCGUUCACGGUCUCCGAAGCGCGAUCGUGACGAAUCCCGCUCGCGUUCUCGCUCCAAGUCGGAACGUCGCUCGCGCAGUCGAUCGAAAUCCAAGGAUAACAAGUCCCACUCUCGCUCCCGGUCACACUCGCGUUCGCGCUCCCGAUCACGUGGAUCCCGCGAUCGUUCUCACUCGGUGGACAAACGUGACAAAUCGCGUUCCAUCUCACCCAAGAACAAUGAUCACUCGCCCGAACGCAAUGAAAGUAUGGAGGACUAGAUUGAAUGUCGCCAUUCGCAACGUUGGAUUGUAGGGAUAAAAUUUUAAUAUUCACACAUACAUCUAUGCAUACAUACAACGCCACAAUCAACGCUUAUUUGAUUAUGUGAAAAUAUCGAUUCUUUUCCGAAGUAUGGAAAAUGCAAUUGUUUUGAAGGACAGCAAAAGGUGGACGAGGAGCAGUUUGCUUCACAAUACAAUUAAGUAAAGACUUAAGCUAUGAUUACGUUUGAAUUUUAUAAAGCAUAACUUUGUAAAGUUUUAGAUUUUUGUUU
Messenger RNA from Malaya genurostris, 1585 nucleotides. It is a transcript of the gene B52, whose product is annotated as serine-arginine protein 55. Gene Ontology annotation, biological process: alternative mRNA splicing, via spliceosome; mRNA splice site recognition. Gene Ontology annotation, cellular component: ribonucleoprotein complex; cytoplasm; nucleus. Bases 201 to 1310 code for a protein of 369 amino acids. NCBI's taxonomy places the organism in Eukaryota, Metazoa, Arthropoda, Insecta, Diptera, Culicidae. Gene Ontology annotation, molecular function: mRNA binding. The transcript is spliced from 9 exons. The record is from RefSeq and is a predicted model, not a curated record.